ACAGUCGCAACCCCCAACGUCCAAAGCGGAAGUGACGUUAGCGGCGCACCGCCCUCUUUUUCAGUCGCUGGCGCCUUUUUCCUUUGUGUCUUCUGGUCGGUCACUACUUUGAGGGAAAAGAAUUUUGCCGUUCGCGUUCGGUUGACUUCGUCCCCAAGAUCCUGCAGCCCCACGGACCUGGCGACUCCACCGGGUUUGGAUGGAGUCUUGCUCUGUCACACAAGCUGUAGUGCAGUGGUGCUAUCUUGGCUCACCGUAACCUCCAGCUCCUGGGUUCAAGCGGUUUUCCUGCCUCAGCCUCCUGAGUAGCUGGGAUUACAGGCAUUUAUUGUCAUUAACUGCCCUCUGAAAUCCUUGCUUGUUCAGGACUUCUUUCUAGGAUCUCUAUCUUCAUGAAGAAAAGUCAGAGGCAGAAAGGAAGAUGGCUUAUUGCCUGACAGAUUGCUAUCAGGGAGUGGAGGUUCUCAUACUGGUGAAGGAUUACCUUGAAAAACGUUUCAGUAUUUCGGACUCAGUGACCUUUGAGGAUGUAAGUGUGGACUUCACUCAGGAGGAGUGGACUUUAUUGGACCCACUUCAGAGAAACUUUUACAGAGAUGUGAUGCUGGAGAAUUAUGAGAACCUGGCCAAAGUUGGAUUUCAGCUCCUUAAGCCCAGUCUGAUCUCUUGGUUGGAAGAAGAAGAAUUGAGGACAUUGCAGCAAGGACUUCUCCAAGAAUGUGCAAUAAAACUUCACACCAAUGUUUCAGCAGUGCAGCAGAAUUUUUGUAAAAUACAAACUUCUAAUGGGAUACAAACGGACCUGAUAAUCUUUGACAGUGUAGCUGUGGAGUUCACCCAGGAAGAGUGGACUUUACUGGACCCAACAGAGAGAAACCUGUACCGUGAUGUGAUGCUGGAGAACUACAAGAACCUGUUCUCAGUAGGUUACCAGCUUUUCAAACCCAGUCUGAUCUCUUGGAUGGAGGAAGAGGAAGAGUUGAGCACAUUGCCAAGAGUUCUCCAAGAAUGGAAAAUGUGCCUGAAAACCAAUGGGCCAGCCCUUUGGCAAGAUAAUUUUUGUUUAAAAACAUUAAAUGGGAUUCAGUUGGCAAGAAACCAAAAUAGGGAGGAACUCUAUGACUGUAAGCAAUGUGGAGAAAUCUUCUGUAAACAUUCAUGCCUUAAGACAAACAUGAGUACUCAAGAUAGAGAAGACACGUCUGAAUGUAUUCAGUAUGCAAAAGACCUCCUUUCUGUAUACAAUGAAGCCUCUACCAUAAGGAAAGUUUCUGUGUUCAGUAAGCGUGGAAAAUCUUUCAGCCUGAUUUUAAAUGUUCAAGUCCAAAGAAAGUGCACACAAGAUAAAUCCUUUGAAUGCAUUGACUAUGGGAAAGUCUUUGUUCAUCAGUCACACCUUGAAGCACACAGGAAAACUCAGAGUGAAGAAAAACUCUAUGAAUGGAAGCAAUGUGAGGAAGCAUUUACUCAUUCCCCAAGCCAUGCUGUAAAUGUUGAAACACACGGUAUUAAAAACCCCUAUGAAUGUAAGCAAUGUGGAAAAUAUUUUAGAUGCCCUACCCACCUUAAUAAUCACAUGCAAACCCACUUUGGGAUAAAACCUUAUAAAUGUAAGCACUGUGGGAAAACCUUCACUGUGCGGUCAGGCUUUCUUGAACAUGUACGAACUCACACUGGAGAGAAGCCCUAUGGGUGUAAGGAAUGUGGUAAAGCCUUUCGUGCAUCUGCAGGCCUUAUUGAACAUAUAAGAUGUCACACUGGAAAGAAAACUGUAAGAUGUCACACUGGAGAGAAAACCCUUAAAUGUGACUAUUGUGGGAAAGCCUUUAUUUCUUACCCAUCUCUUUUUGGACAUUUGAGAACUCAUAAUGGAGCAAAGCCAUAUGAACAUAAGAAAUGUGUGAAGGCCUUUGGUACAUCCUCAGGCAUUAUUGAAGAUAUAAGAUGUAACACAGGACAGAAACUCUUUGAUUGUGACCAGUGUGGGAAAGUCUUUGUUUCUUUCUCAUCUCUUUUUGCUCAUUUGAGAACUCACACUGGAGAGAAGCCCUUUAAGUGUUACAAAUGUGGGAAACCAUUUAUCUUUUCUGCCUGUCUUCAUAUUCACAUGCAAACUCACACAGAAGAGCGACCCUAUCAAUGUAAGGAAUGUGGGAAAACUUUCACUAAGUGCUCAUAUCUUACCAAACAUUUACGAAGGCACACUGAAGAGAAACCCUAUGAAUGUAUGAAAUGUGGGAAGGCCUUCACUGAGCGCUCAUACCUGACUAGACAUUUACGAAGACACAGUGGGAAGAAGCCCUAUGGAUGUAAGAAAUGUGGAAAAGCCUUCACAGAACGCUCAGACCUUAAUAAACAUUUACGAACACACACUGGAGACAGGCCCUAUGAACAUAAGGAGUGUGGGAAAGCCUUUGUUGCCUCCUCAAGUCUAACUUAUUUAAGAACUCACACUGGAUAUAAACCCUAUAAAUGUAAUACAUGUGAAAAAGCUUACAGUAGGUCUUGUGUACUAACUCAACACUUAAAAACUCAUGCUGUAGAGAAGACUUCUGAAUGUAACACUUGUGGAAAAUCCUUUCGAAAUUCCUUGUGCUUUAAUGAUUGCUUACAAACUCACACUGAAACAAAACCGUAUAAAUGUAAGGACUGCGGGAAAACCUUCACUUUUCAUUCAGAACUUACUAAUCAUGUGCAAAUUCACACUGGAGAGAAGCCCUAUGAAUGUAAGGAAUGUGGGAAGGCCUUCCGUACAUCCUCAGGACGUAUUCAGCAUUUAAGAACUCAUAUGGGAGAGAAACCAUUUGAAUGUGACCAAUGUGGGAAGGCCUUUGCUUCUUUGUCAGCACGUAUUGCACAUUUGAAAACUCACUCUAGAGAGAAGCCCUAUGGAUGUGAAAAAUGUGGAAAAACUUGCUGUUUUCCUCAAGCCUAACUGAACAUGUAAAAAUUCACAGGAGAGACUAAUACUGUCAAUGUAAGGAAUGUGAGAAAGCCUGAACUCUUGAAUCUUUCUGGAUUUGUACAAAGGCCCACUGGAGAGAAACCCUGUAAAUAUAAGGAAUGUGGGAAAACACAGUUCCUUUUUAUGUUUUUUUUGGAGGAGUUUCACCCUGUUGCCCAGGCUGGAGUGCAGUGGCAUGAUCUUGGCUCACUGCAGCCUCUGCCUCCCAGAUUCAAGUGAUUCUCCUGCCUCAGCCUCCCGAGUAGCUGGGAUUACAGGCAUGCGCCACCACACCUGGCUAAUUUGUUUUGUUUUGUUUUGAGACGGAGCCUCAGUUUGUUGCCAGGCUGGAGUAUAGUGACUCCAUCUCAGCUUACUGCAGCCUCUGCCUCCCGGGUUCAAGCGAUUCCCCUGCCCAAGCCUCCCGAGUAGCUGGGGCUACAGUUGUGCACCACCACGCCCAGCUCAUUUUUUUGUGUUUUAGUUGAGACGGGGUUUCGCCAUGUUGGCCAGGAUGGUCUCAAUCUCCUGACCUUGUGAUCCGCCUACUUCAGCCUCCCAAAGUGCUGGGAUUACAGGCAUGAGCCACUGUGCCUGGCUCCUAAUUUAUUAUAUUUUUGGUAGAGAUAGGGUUUCACCCUGUUGGCCAAGCUGGUCUCUAACUCCUGACCUCAAAUGAUCACCAGCUUCGACCUCCUGAAAUGCUGGGAUUACAGGUGUGAGCCACUGCACCUGGUCUUCUUAUCUUAUUGAACAUGUAAGAACACCCUGGAGAGAAACCCCUUUUUUUGAGAUGAAGUCUUGCUCCAUAGCCUAGGCUGGAGUGCAAUGAUGCAAUCUUGGCUCAUUGCAACUUCUGCCCCCUGGGUUCAAGUGAUUCUCCUACCUCAGCAUCCCAAGUAGCUGGGAUUACAGGCAUGCACCACUACACCUGGCUACUUUUUUGCAUUUUUAGUAGAAAUGGGGUUUCACCAUUUUGGCCAGGGUGGUAUCAAACUUCUGACCUCAAGUAAUCUGCCUGCCUUGGCCUCCCAAAGUGCUAGGAUUACAGGUGUUAGCCACCGCGACUGGCUGAGAAACCUAUUUUAUGUAAGGAAUGAGGAAAAUCCUUUUGGAAGUCCAUGUGUUUUAAUAGUCAUAUUGUAAUUCAUACUGGUGAGAAAACUAUCAAUGUAAGCAUUGUGUCAGAAGUGCUCAUUUGUCCCUGUUCACUUCAAAGAUAGCAAAGAACUUACACUCUGAAGAUGCUCCAUAAAGUUAAAGGCACCUCGGAGAACCGUUGGAAUCUCCUGACAAUGCAUUAUUUAAGAGUUCACCCUGAAGCCGUACAGUGUUAGAAACAAAGCUUUCAAUGUUUCCUUGGAUUCUUAUAAUGGGGAUAAACCCUUUGGAUACAAGAUAUGUUCAGAAGUAUUCUUGCCAAAUACUUUGGUGUUCUCCUGCAAUUUCACAGUGGAGAAAAACUUCAUGAAGGGAGUCUUUCCCAUGAAUGGCAUCAGAAUGUAUUGAAUACUUUCCCUUGAUUCCUCUUUGUGAUCCUGCUUACUCGGAACAUUCAGGUACCUAGAACUGACUGUACCUGCCCUUUAUAAAUGCCUGCCCUCGAUAAAUACCUGAUAUUUAAAAGUGUAAGUAAAUAAAAGGAUUUUUUUAAAAACAUAGAAAGUUAACUGAUAUUCCAAGGUUAUAUCAUCCUUGUAAUUCCGGAAAAUGUAAUUUUAGUAUAAUGGGUUAACUUUUUGUUUGCCUGAAUGUACCUGUACUGCACAUACACCUAUAAUGUAAAGAUUUUUCAAAAACUUAUAUUGGCACGUAAUAUUCUUUUCUUAGUCUGUCAUUGCCUGUAUUUUUGUAUGAAGAUUGGAGUAUUUUCUCGUUUCCUUAACUCGUACAGUACUUUCUUAUUACAAGUUUUUUUACAUUGUUUUACCAGUCAUAAUUCAUUGGCAGAAUCAGGUGAAUCUGGAUUACUUGUUGCCAUUGUUAUGGGAUAUUAUUUUUAUGUUUUGGAAUAAAUUUAAAGCAUGAAUAAUUGAAUUCAAUUAUUUUUAUAUUUUGUAGGCACUAGUAAGGUUUCCAGUUUGAUCUUUUUUUCCCCCAUGUGGAAAUAAUAUGAUACAUUUAUUAGAUAUACUAGACAAGAACAGAACUAAGUACUCCAACUCUACUGCAGCAUUACCAAAAAAUCACCCCUUCACCACAGUGUGAGAUUUAAGGACAACCUGCCCAAGGAUGCACGUUACAUAAAACACAGCAAGAUUGCUGUGGACUUCAGUCUCUACCCAGGUCCUACUGAAAUACGGGUGGUCCCAAUUAGUUUUAUUAAAUAAAUGUUUUUUUUUUUUUUUUUUUUGAGAUGGGAGUUUCGCUCUUGUUACCCAGGCUGGAGUGCAAUGGCGCGAUCUCGGCUCACCGCAACCUCCGCCUCCUGGGUUCAGGCAGUUCUCCUGCCUCAGCCUCCUGAGUAGCUGGGAUUACAGGCAGGCGCCACCACACCCAGCUAAGUUUUUGUAUUUUUAGCAGAGACGGGGUUUCACCAUAUUGACAAAGAUGGUCUCUAUUUCUUGACCUCGUGAUCCACCCACCUUGGCCUCCCAAAGUGCUGGGAUUACAGGUGUGAGCCACUGCGCCCAGUGGUGAAUAAAUCUUUAAAGAAAAAGAUAACGCAUUUAAAAAGACAAGUCACAAUGCUUCAGGAACCACAUAUCCUACACAAACUUUAUCCUCAAAUGAGUUAUGUUUGCCUCACACUAAUAAACUUUUAUUUCACUCAAAUUAGAGCAAAAAUCUUCUAUGCAUUAAAUAUCUUCCCUGCCCAAUAAUUCAAAGAAAAAAAAUCCAAAAUGAUUAUUAAAGAAAAAUUUGUUUUAAAUAUUUUUAAAGUUAAAAAGUGUUUAAAGGUUGUAAUUCCUAGUAGCCAAACAUUAUCUGAAUGGAUACCCUAAUGGCAAACCACUGUAAAAUGCUUCAGCAGCAUUUGGGGGAGAGGAGUAGGGAUUAUCUUCAAAGCACCCCAGCUCUCUUGAUGAGAAGGUCAGAGGGACACUGGUUUGUAUUAUUGUGACAUCUAUAAGGUGAUCUAGGUUGCUUUUCCUUCAGCAAAGGCUCUAUUUAUCAGAAGGGCAUUAUGCUUGAUCUCCAAAUUUGGCUGACAAUCUGCUGCUAAGAUUCAUAACCUUUGGGUCGCUCUGGCAUUUUGACAUACUUGCUGGGUUCUGAGCCACAUCCUGGAAGGCCACCGUAACUUCUGGAUCCUGCAUGGCUGCAAGAACCUCUGGAUCACUCAGAAUUUCAUUGAGUCCAGGCAUUCUGCAUUCUGGUCAUUCCAGGCAUGCCCCCUCCCAUUCCAGGCAUUCCUUCGGGAAAACCACCAGGCAUUCCCCCAGGAAAGCCACCUGGAAAAGAGCCAUACUGAGCUCCUGUCGUCUGGCUUCCUCCUCCCUCUGGGCGCUCUCAUGCUUUUCUCGAGCCUUCUUAACUUUUUCUAUUCUUUUUUUUUUUUUUUUCUUUUGCGGGGGGAGGAAGGCAGGAAGGAAGGGCAUAAGGACGGUAGGGUGGAAGGAAGGGAUAAAGGAAGGAAGGAAGGGAGGAAGCGGGGAGGGAGGGAGGGAAGGGAAGAAAGGAAAUCAAGCAAUGAAAGAGACAUUGCCGACCUGGAUCUAGAGGUUUACAAGUUGAUUUCUUUUCUUUUGAGAGAAGGAAAGAAAAAAAAAAAAUAAGUAAAGGAGAGGAAGAAAGAGGGAGAGUAAAUGGAAAUAUUGCUUUAUUUUGAAAAAAAUUGGGUAUUAAUAAUGGCCAAUCAAUGUUUCAUUUAAACUAAUGGGUAGGUGUGAUGUGGUAUUGACAAGAAUGUAUAUUUUGUGUAUUUGAAGUGGAGAGCUCUAUAAAUAUUUAUUAAGUUUACUUGUUAUGGAUCUGAGUUCGAGUCCUUGAUAUCCUUAUUAAUUUUCUGUCUCAUUGAAUCUAAGUCUCCUAUCUGGGUGUUAGGAUCGUUAGCUCUUGUUGUUGCAUUGAUCCUUUUACCACUGUAUCUUUGUUGCUUUAAAAUCUAUUUUAUCCAAAACAAGAAUUGCAACUCCUGCUUUUUAUUUAUUUAUUAUUUAUUUUUGCUCUCCAUUUGGUUGGUAAAUCUUUCUCCAUCCCUUUGUUUUGAGUCUUUGUGUAUCCUUGCAUGUGAAACAGGUCUGGAUGUAACAUGCCGUUGGGUUUUGGCUGUGUCUUUUGAUUGGGAAUUCAGUCAAUUUAAUUUAGGUUUACUGCCAUUUGAUGUUGACUGGCUGUUUUAUCCAUUUGUUGGUGUAAUUUCUUCUUUAUGUUGGUGCUCUUUACUUUUUGGUGUAUUUUUAGAAAGGCUAAUACUAGUUGUUUCUUUCUGUGUGUAAUGCUUCUUUCAGAAGCUCUUGUAAAGCAGGCCUGGUGGUAAUAAAAUCUCUGAGUUCUUGCUUGUUCAUAAAAGAUUUAUUUUUCCUUCAGUUGUGAAGCUUAGUUUGGCUGGAUAUGAAAUUCUGGGCUGAAGGUUCUGUUCUUUGAGGAUGUUGAAUAUCGGCCCCCACUCUCUUCUGGCCUGUAGAGUUUCUGCCGAGAGAUCUGCUGUAAGUCUGAUAGGCUUGCCUUUGUGGGUUAUCCGACCUUUCUCUCUGGCUGCCCUUAGUAUCCUCUCCUUCGUUUCAACCCUGGUGAAUCUAACGAUUAUGUGCCUUGGGGUUGCUCUUCUUGAGGAAUAUCUUUGUGGUGUUCUCUGUAUUACCUGGGGUUGAAUGUUGACCUGCUUUGCUAGUUUAGGAAAAUUUUCCUGAAUAAUAUCCUGAAGGGUAUUUUCCAGCUUGGAUUCAUUCUCUCCGUCGCAUUCAGGUACACCUAUCAAACGUAAAUUUGGUCUUUUCACAUAGUCCCACAUUUCUUGGAGACUUUGCUCAUUCCUUUUUAUCCUUUUUUCUCUAAUCUUUCUUCACGUUUUAUUUCAUUAAGUUGGACUUUGACCUCUGAUAUCCCUUCUUCUGCUUGAACAAUUCGAGUGUUUAAACCUGUGCAUACUUCUCGGAGUUCCUGUAUUGUAUUCUUCAGUUCCAUUAAUUCACUCAUACUCCUCUCUAAGUUGUCUAUUCUCAAUAGGAUUUCAUCAAACCUUUUUUCAAAGUUCCUAGUUUCUUUACGUUGGGCUACAACAUGGUUUUUUAACUCACCGAAGUUUGUUAUUAUCCAUUCCUUGAAGAGUGAUUCUGUCAUCAGGAGGCGCUCAUUCUCCAUCAAGCCUUGUUCCAUUGUUGAUGUGGAACUGUGAUCAUCUUUAGAGGGAGAGGCGUUCUGACUUUGAGUAUUCUCAGCUUUUUUACGCUGGUUUCUUCCCGUCAUUGUAAAUUUAUCCUCCUGUCGUCUUUGAAAUUACCAACUUUCAGAUUAGGUCUCUUGAGUGGACGUCCAGGUUGUUAGUUCCCAGGGCCAGAGCAGCGGCGUUAAAACUGAUGGUGCUUUUCCGCCCAGGAUUCUCCUGUCUGGCUUCCUUCUUGUGUCCGUAGUAGGUGACUCUGCCUUCCCGGAACUCCAAACCUCGGUCAGAAGGGGAACCCGUCCCGUUUACUCUGCGCCGAGCGCUGCCGCGUCGAGGUGCCGGUGGAACCGCUGCGCCGACCACGAGAGUCGCGCUGGCGACUCGUGUGUUUCCACCACUGGGGUACCUUCUGCUCCGUAAGCGACCAGACUUUGUCUGAAAGUGUGGCGUCCUCUAGUUCUCCGUGCCUUCCCUGAGAGCUGCAAUCCCGGGAUGUUAGCGAUCGGCCAUCUUGGAUCUUUUCCUCAACUUUUUCUAUUCUUUCGUUGAUCUCUCGCUCUUCACAUUUUCGCUCAUCCUUUCUCCGAUGUUCUGCAGUUUUCUGUGCCCUAGAUUGAACUUCUUUCAGCAUUGCACUCGCAUCUUCGUCAUAAUCCCAUUUACAGGCAAGGGCAAGAUCAUGGGCUGCUGCUACCCCGUGGCCUAGAAGUCUGUGCGCUUUCCCUCGCCACUUGUAAGGCUGAGCUGAAUCAGGAUUUAUUUCAGGGGCUCUGUCACAGUCUUGCAUGGCAGCAUUUGGCUUCUGUAAUUUGAUGAAGACACAGGCCCUCUUGGCAUGCAAAAUGGCCAAGCAAGGAUUCAGCAUGAUGGCAUCUGUGAAUAAGUCAGUGGCUUUCUGCAAUUCACCAUCAUUUAGGGCUUCAAUAGCAGCCACUUUCUUACCAUUUGCUUGGUCCAUCAUCUCCUCUGUUAUCUCUGCAGUUUCAUCUCCCAUUUCUUGAGGGAUGUCAGUGUCUGGUUCAAUCACACCUUUAUUAUCAAUUUCUAGAUCACUUUCGUCACUUGAUGGUUCGUCUGCCUUUAAGCCUUCCUCUACCUUCUUACUGUCAGGUUUUUCCUCCUUGGUAUUUUCUUCUGAUUUAGCUUUCUGAGUAGCAGGUGGUAUUUUACCCCCCUGUACUCUCCACCCACUCCCUCAGGAAGCACAUUUCCUCAGUGUGCGGAACGCUUGGAUCUUGUUUACACAUCUUCAAAAAGGCCCGAAGCUCGUUCACUUUGCGGGGGUCCAUGGUCAGGAGGCGGCAGGUGAAGCUGAGGGUCUGCGGUCUGCUUCCAGGCCUAGGCGCUGGCUUGGCGUAACCACACAGAAGGGGUUCAUCUUUUUAAAAUAUUUAUGUUUUCUUUCUUAGUUUCUUCUUAAGUCUAUUUCGUCAAGAAUUGUUUUUAUAGGCUUUUUUGUACUUUAAAAUUUAUACUCAAUGUUUAUAAUAUUUUCUGAUAUUUUAAGUGUUUGUGGCUUUUGCUGUUACAUACCUUUUGCAUACUCCUUUUCAUUCCUGAUACUUUAUUUUCUCCUUCAUGAAAAACAUUAAUAUUGCUAGAAUUUACUUAAUCUUGUUAAUUUCGCUUAAAAAAUUGGGUUUGGUUAUUGCAGUACAUUUUUGGUUUGUGUUCUGUAGCAGUCAAGUUGUACUGCCAUAGCAAAUUGUCACAGGAUGGUUUCAGUACCAGAAAUUAAUUUUCUCAGUGUUAUGGAGAUUGUAAAACUUUUCAGGGUGCCAGCAUAGUUGGUUUUUGGUGAGGGCAUCUUCUUGGGUUGUGGAGUACUGCCUUCUCAUCUCUCAUUAUGCUGCCCCUCUUUGGCUGACAGAUACAUCAAGCUCUCUUGUGUCUCUUCUUUAUAAAGCACUAAUACUAUCAUGAGAGCCUCAUCCUCAUGAUUGCAUCUAACCCUAAUUACCUCCAGAAUCCUCCAUAUGCAAAUAUAAACACCUUAGGAGUUGGGGCACCAAGAUAUGAAAAUUGUAGGGGAAGCAGGGUAUGCACAGUUUAGUCCAUAGAGUUCUAUUUUGUUAAUUUUUAUUUUUAAUUUUUGCUUUCAGCAUAGUACAUUAUUUUUUCUGACUUUUAGGUUCAGGGCAUACAUGUGCAUCUUUGUAACAUGGGUAAAUUGUGUGUUGCUGAGGUUUGGGAUAGGUGAGCCAAGAUCAUGCCACUGCACUCCAGCCUGGCAACAGAGUGAGACUCCCAUCUCAAGGAAAAAAAAAAAAAAAAAAGGUAAAUGGGUUUUCCCAUUCAAAAAUUUCUUUUAGGGUGAUGAAAAUGUUCUAAAAUUAUGUUUGAACAACACUGUGAAUAUACUAAAAAAUACUGAACUAUAUAGCUUUGAGUGAACUGUGUUAUAUGUGGAUUAUAUCUCAAUAAAGGUGGUCUAAAAACCAAAAGGGAAAA
Molecule: messenger RNA, 10664 nt
Organism: Callithrix jacchus (white-tufted-ear marmoset)
Lineage: Eukaryota; Metazoa; Chordata; Mammalia; Primates; Cebidae
Source: RefSeq, a predicted model, not a curated record